Globicephala melas (long-finned pilot whale) is the source of this 1839-nucleotide messenger RNA. RefSeq names its product alpha-fetoprotein-like. Gene Ontology annotation, cellular component: cytoplasm; blood microparticle. Gene Ontology annotation, biological process: transport. NCBI's taxonomy places the organism in Eukaryota, Metazoa, Chordata, Mammalia, Artiodactyla, Delphinidae. The record is from RefSeq and is a predicted model, not a curated record.
AUGAAGACUGUUAGAACCAUAUCUUUGCUUGUUUUCUUCAGCUCCAUUAAAUGUCAGACUCUUCAGAGAAGUUUACUAGAUGCAGCCAUGCAGCACUCUAAUAGCCAGAAUUAUCUAGAGGAGAACUUAAGAGCUGUCACUAGUAUUAUGGUUGCACAGUUUCUUCAGAAAUUGACUUAUGAAAAAGUACAAACCAUAGUUAAAGAAUUGCUAGAUCUUGCAGAGAAGUGCAAGAGCCUCAAGCCACAUGAAUCACCUUCAGAAUGUUGUCACCAAUUGAUGACUACCUUCCUAGAGCAUAUUUGCAAUAACCAAGGGUUGGCUGACAGACAUGUGUUUUCUGACUGUUGCAAUACAAAUAACUCAGCAAGACACAAGUGCUUCCUGUCAUACAAAAAGGAUGUUGCAGGUUACAGUGAUAUAUCCCAAAUUUCAAAUCCUGAGCAGAUCUGUGAGAUGGACAAAGAGAAUCAUGUGCCAGUGAAAGAGAAGUACAUUUAUGAAACUUCUAGGAAGCAUCCAUUCUUGUAUGGACCCACUAUUCUGACCAUGUCUGCUUGCUAUGAAACAGCUGUUCGGUCUUGUUGCCAAGAAGACAAUAAGACUGAAUGCUUCCAGAUAAAGCUAGAACCCAUCAGAAAAUACGUUAGAGAAAUAUCUUUGAGGCAUCACCACUUAUGUGAGAUUGGGAUUAAAUUCAACCACAAAGUAGCAAAAGCAGUGGAAUUGGUUCUGUUGACUAAAAAACAACCUAAAGCUAACUUUUCUGAAAUUGCCAAACUGGCCAUGGAUAUUAAAAAUCUGCAUCAGAUCUGUUGUGAAGGAAAUACAGUAGGGUGUGUGCUUGGCAGAAGCCAGCUUAUGAACUAUACCUGCUCUAAACAGGCUACACCAUCCAGCAAGAUCACUCCAUGCUGUGAACUGCCAGAACCAUUCCGAGGGGAAUGCAUUAUCAACUCAGAAAAUGACAAACCUGAUCUCUCAUCCCUGCCACUUAGCAGGUUUACAGAAGACCAGUUUGUAUGCAAACAAUUCACUGACAAACAAGAUGACUUCCUACAAGAGUUUCUUUAUGAAUAUUCAAGAAGACAUCCAGAGUUGGCAGUUCCGGUGAUUUUAAGAGUGGAUACAGUAUAUCAAAACUUACUGGGAAAAUGCUGUAAAUUAGAAAAUCCUCUGGAAUGCUAUAGUCAUGGGGAAGAGAUGUUUCAAAGAGUGGUUCGUGAAAGCCAUGAGCAUGUGAAGAAUCAGUGUGAUUUACAUGAGAAAUUAGGAGAUAGUAACUUCCAUGACAGGCUCAUAGUCCUUUAUACUAAGAAAGCCCCACAACUAUCUGCUCAGGAGUUGGUUAUAUUCACGAAGAACAUGGCGGCUGCUGCCACCACAUGUUGCCCACUGAAUGAUGAGCAACAGUUUGUUUGCAUGGAGAACUCGGCAAAGCUAAUUCUUGGAGCUUUAUGCAGAAGACACGAGGCAGAGCCUAUCAAUGCUGGUGUGGGUCACUGCUGUGAUGACUCGUAUGCCUUCAGGAAGCCUUGCUUUGAUGAUCUGCAAGUAGAUGGAACUUACAUUUCUCCACAUUUAUCCUGUGACCAAGUCGUCAACCUUAAUGAGGACUUGUGCAGAGCUCAGGAGGAGGAAUUACAAACCGAAAAGCAAAAACUUCUCAGCAACCUUGUGAAGCAGGAACCAUAUGCAGCAGAGAUGCAGUUCCGAUCAGUUAUUGUGGAUUUUGCUCACCUGGUGGAGAUGUGCUGUCAAGCAGAGAAAAGUGAAAUGUGUCUCCAAGAAGAGGGGUCCAAACUGAUCAAAAAGUGCCAGUCUCUUUUGGGAGGCUAA